AUGGGAUUAGAAAAUAGCGGUCUUGUUAGAAAGUUCGUCAACGUUGGUGAGAAGAGGGCAGGCUCAACCUCAAUGGGGAUCUUUGUUGGUUUGUUUGCUGCCUUUGGUGGUGUUCUUUACGGGUAUGAUACUGGUACCAUUUCUGGUAUCAUGGCUAUGCCUUACGUGCUUGCUCGUUUCCCAAAGAACGUGGAAGACGGCUUCUCUUCAUCUGAAUCAUCUCUUAUUGUUUCUAUUUUAUCCGUUGGUACAUUUUUUGGUGCUUUAUUGGCUCCAUUCAUUUCUGAUAAUCUUGGACGUCGUUGGACUAUAAUUAUUUCUGCCUUGAUUGUCUUCAACCUUGGUGUUAUUUUACAGACUGCUGCUACUGCCAUUCCAUUAUUCUGUGCUGGAAGAGCCAUUGCUGGUUUAGGUGUUGGUUUAAUUUCUGCUUCCAUCCCAUUAUACCAAUCUGAAUCUACUCCUAAGUGGAUCAGAGGUGCUGUUGUUUCAUGUUAUCAAUUUGCUAUCACCAUCGGUAUCUUAUUAGCUGCAUGUGUCAACGAAGGAACUAAGGACAGAAAUGACAGUGGAUCUUACAGAAUUCCAAUUGCUGUCCAAUUUCUUUGGUCUCUUAUUCUUGGUGGUGGUUUAUUCUUCUUACCAGAAACCCCAAGAUUCUGGGUCUCCAAGGGUGAAGAAGCAAAGGCUAAAGAUUCCUUAUCAAGAUUGAGAAGAAUCCCAGCAGACCACCCUGAUUUGGUUGAAGAAUACGAUGAUAUUAAGGCUUCAUUUGACUUCGAAAUGGCUCACGGUACAUCUACUUGGUGGGAUUGUUUCUCUACCAGAAACAAGCAAAGAAAGAGACUUAUCACUGGUAUUUGGUUACAAGCUUUUCAACAAUUAACUGGUAUUAAUUUCAUUUUCUACUAUGGUACUCCAUUCUUCACAUCUGCUGGUAUCAAGAACCCAUUCAUCAUUUCUAUUGCUACCAACAUUGUCAAUGUUUUUAUGACUCUUCCUGGUGUUGUUUUAAUUGAGACUCUUGGUAGAAGAAAGUUGUUAAUUGGUGGUGCUGUUGUUAUGUGUGUUUCUGAAUUCAUCAUUGCUAUCGUUGGUACUGCUGUUCCUGAUACCAAUACUUCAGGUAACAAGGUCUUGGUUGCAUUUACCUGUACAUUUAUUGCUGCCUUUGCUGCUUCUUGGGGUCCAGCUUGUUGGGCCGUCGUCGGUGAGAUUUUCCCAUUGAGAACAAGAGCCAAGUCUGUCGCUAUGUCCACUUCUUCCAACUGGCUUUGGAACUGGGCCAUUGCAUACGCAACACCUUACUUGGUUAACACUGGACCAGGAAACGCUGGUUUACAAAAGAAGGUCUUCUUUGUCUGGGGUGGUUGUAACUUCCUCUGUAUCCUUUUCGCUUGGGCUUUCGUUUACGAAACUAAGGGUUACACUUUGGAACAAGUCGAUGAAAUGUAUGAAAGUGUUGACCAAGCUUGGCAAUCUCCAAGUUGGGUCCCAUCUGAACAUGCUUUCAGAACUGGUGACUUUUCUACUGCAGACACCAAAGAAAAGGUUGUCUCAGAAGUUGAAGAUGCUUCUGUUUAA
Dujonia railenensis is the source of this 1584-nucleotide messenger RNA. The record is from the annotation of a GenBank genome assembly. Lineage: Eukaryota; Fungi; Ascomycota; Pichiomycetes; Serinales; Debaryomycetaceae.